AUGAAAACUAAACUAAAUAAGAAGAAUGGAAUAGUUAAAAGGCAAUUAAUUGAGUAUAAUAAUUUACUGAAGAUUCGAGUUUAUUUACAGAAAAUUAACUCCUGUAUUCAACGGUGGCCGCAUCCCCUUUUAUCCAAUUUAAUAGCUGAAAAUUUACAAUCUCACGAGAUCCAGCAACUAAAUCAAAUUAAAGCUAAUUUACUCCAAAUACUUAAAAUUUUCUUCUCAAAACUCUCCAAACCAAGUUUAAUAAGGUUUAAGCCUGACGUGUUUGGUGAUUUUGACUAUUUAUUGAGGCGGAGAACUUAUUUAUUGGAGCGUUUGGAUUACCUAAACGACAUUUCAAACUUUAACGUUAACCGUUCCUUCAACGUUAUUGACAAUAACAUCUCAUCGCACAUUAAGUUUUUCCACCAAAACCCUGAGAAAUUUAUCAAUAAAUCACACAUCCUCAAUUUACCUCAAAACUUGGUUGGAUUUGAAUUUCUGAGUACAAAGUGCGGAUUUGAAGAGUCUAAGCGGUUACACAUUGCUCAGAUUUACAACGACCAAGUGUUUUAUGUGAAGUUGUUGAAUUAUUUAAUACAAAAUGACGAAAAUUCUGAGAUAGACUUAAAAAACGAAGAAUCCCUCAUUAAAAAUAACCAGCAUAAUAAACUGAGAUUAUCACUGAAUAAAACGGCAAAGGAUAAGAAAAUAAGAUACACGCUCAUCGAAAAAUUACAGAAUUUUGUUGAGAGGACUAAUAACAAAAGCUUUAAUUCGCCAGAAUUCACAAACUUAUUAAUCAACUCACUCUUCAACCAACUCAAUUAA
This is a messenger RNA of Theileria parva strain Muguga, 816 nucleotides long. Its product is annotated as Apoptosis-antagonizing transcription factor domain protein. The transcript has 6 exons. Bases 1 to 816 code for a protein of 271 amino acids. Lineage: Eukaryota; Apicomplexa; Aconoidasida; Piroplasmida; Theileriidae. Gene Ontology annotation, cellular component: nucleus; nucleolus. The record is from RefSeq and is a predicted model, not a curated record.